AUGACUACGGCGCCAGCCAGAUUCUCUGGCAAGGAUGAUUGGAAACAGAACUGGAGAAACUUCCUCGCGGCAGUGGGGGUGAGCUUUCUUCUUUCGCAGCUCUUGUUCCUGGGAGAUAUGUCUUACCUAUGGAGCCAGCUUCCCUACUUUACACCAAGCAUCCCGCGACCACUACGCAACAGCCCAGGAUGUGCGAAACGCCGUCUGCCAUGGCGACUACUGGGGCGCCAUCUACGCCAACCCCAGGAAGCACAGCGCGGCUGGCAGUUGUCACUUGCCGGAAACACCGACGACAACGCCAACAACAGCACAUCCACAGCGCUGACCUACAUCGGGAACGGAGCGCGAAACCCAGCCUUCGCGCAGAGCGCGGUAUAUUCCCACAUCCUCACGCUCCUCCAAGCGACGCGGUCCGCCUACUAUGCGCGCAACGCGUCCAACAUGCUGCAGACGUUGGCCCUCGUCCACGCCAUCCAUACUAACCACCUUCCUCAACCCGAUCACCGCGACGGAUUCUUCUUCAUGAUGGCGCUGAACGGGCUCUCGGCGCAGUUCCAGCUCUUCACGCGGCUGACCCCGCGCGCCAACAGGCUGCUGCGCCUGUGCAUCUCCUUCUGCUACAUCUUCAUCGGCGCCCUCUGGGCGUUUCGCGAGUCGUGGUCGGUGACCGCCAACCGGCCCGUGCUCUGCUGGAUGGCCGUCUGGCUGGACAUGCACAUCAACUUCCAGAUCGUCGACGUGCUGACGGCCUACGUCCCCAUGCAAUUCAUGCCCUUCUGCAUCCUCCCCUGGGCCAUCGUCAGCGUCGCCAGCACCGUCAGCCCCUUCGAAAUGCAGCCCGGUUUCUUCCGCUGGGGCUACGCCCUCCCCGCGCACGAGCUCUACCAGGUUCUCGUGCAGAUCUGGAGCCACGGCUGCGAAAGCCAGUUGCGCACCGCCCUGCCUGUGUUGUUCUCGUGGUGGGUGGUUAGUGCCGGGUCGGGGAUUGCUGCGACGCAUAGAAGGUGUCGUAUUGCGGUUGCUGCUGCUACUCACGGGGAGAAGAGUUUUGAGGGGGUUGGUAGGAGGGACGGAAAGGCGGAGUCGGUGCGGACGGGGUCGAGUACGCAGGGGAUUCUGCGCAGGGAGGUGGAGGGGCGACAGGAUACGGUUGAGUUGGCGCGGUUAGAGAACGCGGGUGUAUGGGAGUAG
This is a messenger RNA of Aspergillus homomorphus CBS 101889, 1191 nucleotides long. RefSeq lists its product as uncharacterized. The coding region runs from base 1 to 1191 and encodes 396 amino acids. The record is from RefSeq and is a predicted model, not a curated record. Lineage: Eukaryota; Fungi; Ascomycota; Eurotiomycetes; Eurotiales; Aspergillaceae. Gene Ontology annotation, cellular component: membrane. The transcript is spliced from 3 exons.